UACGUUGCAAUGGGCCUCCAGUACGCAUUUUUGUUCGCAUGUCUCACCACGGCUGAGGUCUGGGCACUGUACGAGGAAUGGACGCCGAGCUAUCACUGGACGCCGAGCUUUCACUGGACGGAGAAAAUGACCAUGAAAAACCCGGAAAACAACCCUACCUUCAACGACCCAGAACUUGGGUCUCUGCAAGAUGCGUGGCAGGUCCUAGAAGAAACGUCAACUAAUACGUAUUUUCUGUUGUUUCGCGCGGCUGUUCCCGUUGAAAAGAAAUGUGUCUUCGCAACAGCUAAUAUCACAGACAAAACCGACAAAACCGCCACUCACACAAUAACGAUUUACGAUACGAAAAAAAGGAAAUACGAGAAUGCCACAAUACAAGUGAGAGCUCUGAAUCAAGCUGACUACCCGCUUGAAAACGUUAUAAGGGCCAACUUCAAAGGAACACUCCCAAACGCUACUCCAGUUCCCCCAGGAAGCUACACGUACGCUGAGAAUGAUAACUCCAUCUGCUAUUCCAGAAGUACUCCCUUUCCUGAUAGGGGUAAUGCUGUAGAUUCUCGUCAGAGUGCACGAAACUAUGGUAAUUCUAAGAAGAAUGUUCUAGAUGAAUUGUUCCCCUCUCCGGAAAGUGCUGACUAUGCUGACAUGUACGUCGUAUACAACGAGCCGCAAUGUUAUAUCCUUAGGAGUCCCGCAGCCAAAGGAGGAUGUGACUUGUGGCUGAGAAAAACCGAGUUGAAAAAAAUAGUGGCUGACCUGGAAGAUGAAAUUAUAAGAAAAAAAGAGAAACUCUAUAAGGAGGGUAAGGUAGAAUGGGGAAUCUAUGAAAACUGCACUGCGACAGCUUCAGACAAAAAAAGAGUACAAAUUUACGUAGAUGAUGGCCUUCAAAGAUGGUGGAACGAUGUCGUAUGGGAACGGAUUUCCGUCGACUGCGUUCUCGCCUUCAUGAUAAACUGUGGAAAGCCAUUCUAUAGAGUUUCCGAUCCGAUAACCUGUAAUACCACACUAACAGGGCAAUACGUG
Ixodes scapularis (black-legged tick) is the source of this 1026-nucleotide messenger RNA. RefSeq lists its product as uncharacterized. The record is from RefSeq and is a predicted model, not a curated record. Gene Ontology annotation, biological process: symbiont-mediated perturbation of host defenses. Gene Ontology annotation, molecular function: amine binding. The annotation marks the transcript as partial. The transcript is spliced from 6 exons. NCBI's taxonomy places the organism in Eukaryota, Metazoa, Arthropoda, Arachnida, Ixodida, Ixodidae.